Molecule: messenger RNA, 10310 nt
Organism: Cherax quadricarinatus
Lineage: Eukaryota; Metazoa; Arthropoda; Malacostraca; Decapoda; Parastacidae
Cellular component (GO): nucleus
Source: RefSeq, a predicted model, not a curated record
CCUGGCUGAGUGGACGAUAUUUAAACUUGAGGAGGAGUGUCUAGUGACAGGUUGUGUCUUGUUCAUCUCUCUCACUGCUAGGGCAUGGAACCCUGUAUUACCAGAUUUAUGACAUGGGGACUCAACAGGGGAGUGCCAACUCAACUCGCCUUUCACUAGAUAUUGCUGACUUGCCCUCACCACCAUUUGGCAUGAGUCCCCGUGAAUCGAGGAAACCACAUAUGUUACCUUCUCAACGUACCAGUAAACUUUCACUCAAAAGUCUCAAGCCCUUCCAAGAAGACAUACAAGCUUCAAAUUUUAGAAAGGAAAAAGAAAAGGUUUUUGGUUUUAAUAGAUAUUUCAGGCAACAGUUUUCAAGAACAUCAGCAAGAGAUACUCCAACAAAUCUUCAAACUUUGCAUGAACAUUGCUCGAGUGAUUGUAAUAGAGACAAUUCUGAUGUAUGUAGUUCUCUGCAGAGUAAAAACUCAGAGGUUACAGUGAAUUCUCAGGAAUUUACUAGUGCUACAGUUACAGAGAAAGUGCCAGAUCAUACACACUUUACAAAACAACCAAAUAGAGAUAGUAUUUUUACAGACAUUGAUGAUGGCAGCUUUAUUGAAUUUUGCCAUGGAAAAGAAAAUGGGCAGCUAGUACCAAGACUUACCACAGACCAAGCCAAGUGUAGUCCUCAGUUGUAUUAUACUUGUGAGAGUCAAAAUGAUACUCAGUUUUCAACUUCAACUAAAGUUAAUGAUGCUCUAGUUGGGUUUCGAAAAUAUGUGGAAGCUUUUAAGAAACAAAUUGGACAUCAAGGUAUAAUAAAGAAGAGUGAAAAUAAAAUGUCAAAAUUACCCAGGAAUGAUUUACAUUUAAAUUUUGAUGAAACUAUAAUCACAUGCAGUGCAGAUAUACAAAAAUGUCAAACUAAGGUAAACUGUGAAGGAGCAUUCAACAGCACAAUGUUGGAUAAGCACCCUUGCCCAAUUUGGAACCCUCUUGCAACUGUCUAUCCAAAUGUAUCAACAUUGACUGCUCUAACUGAAGAUAUAUCUAGUUCACAUUCUGGCAAUACAACUCCUGUUAAAACUUUUAAAAAACGUAGCACCAAAAAUGAGAUUCAAACUAUAACCAUAUCAGAUAGCUCUGAUGAUGAUUCUAAAAUUAUUAGGACAAAUAUAAAGAAAGAAAAGAUUGAUGAACUCGUGUCAAGGAAUCUUAAAGAAAAGGAUAUUAACCUAAAGGAAGCAAAGCAUAGUGAAAACUAUAAUAUUUCAACCCAAAGAACUGUUCUUUGGUCCCAGGAAGCAUAUGAUCAUCAUUCACUCAUUAGUGAGGAUGUAAGCAUAGUGAGUAGCUCCACUUCCGAGAGACUCCAACCUCAAAAAUCGGUAAGUUGCAAGAAAACUGGAAGAGUAAUUAUAGAUUCUUCUGGAUCAGAAAAUGAAGCCAUAUGUUUGCCAGUCAAUGGGUGUGGUAAAACACAGCUGGAGUAUGAAGAUGGGCAUGAUGUAAAUAGUGUUAAUGUUUUUGAUAAAUAUGGAGAAUUUAAGCAUACAGUAGUAACACCAGAGAAUGCAAAGAGCCCUGAAGUAGCAAAAUGGAUUAUUUCUAGUCCUUUUAAAGAUAGUUCUUUUGGUACAAGUUUUAUAAACAGAGAAAAUAGAUAUACAUGUAUUACUAACACACCCAGUCAGCCACAAUUUCUAGGUAUUGACCAUUCAUCUACAACAUCCAAGGCAAAUAUUGGUAGUGAGCAUUUGAAAAACCUUGAAAAACCAAAGGCUUUUUGUCCUGUUAAUAAAGUUAUGAAAUCUCCUCUUAACAUGUAUAACAGUUCCAGCAGUUCUAGUGAAAGUGAUACAGGUUUCAGGAGAAAACGUGGUAUUUUCUGUAGAGUGGUUGAAUCUACUUCUGAAGAGUCUGAUGAUGAUAGAGAAAGAAUAUCAAAGCCACAUAGAAAACCAAAUAUAGACACAAAAACAAUGUCGUCCAAACCAGGUUGCGUUGAGGAAUCGCCUGAAAUAUCCCAUGAAGAUUCUCUUCAUCUUAGACUAUCCGAGGGACUAAGUAAAUCAAAUAAAACAAAUGAGAAAACAAAUUGUACCAUCGGAAGAGAUGCCAUUUCUCCAGGUACUUUAAGAAAUACAACUGACAGUUCUGAUGAUGUCUUGGGUGACGUUCGAACACAAAAGUCAAUGCGUAUUAGGAGAAUUGUUGAUUCUGACUCUGAGCAGACUAAUUCAGAUUAUAAGGAGCAAGCAGAUAGUAUAUCUGACUUGGAGGUGUCUUUAUCAGAUAUUAAAAUACAUUCAAAUUUUCAUGUUUCUUCAGCUCCUGAACCUUUCCAGAAACCACAAACUAUUAGUGGUAAAAGGAAUUUUCUCGACCUGAAAAUAAUACAAAAGGAAUUGGAUGCAGUUUACAGUUCUGAGUGGAGAAAAAAUGAGGGUGCUGUUCUAAAGAGUAUUAUUAAAGACAAUGAGAACAGUUCAAAAGCUAGAAGGCAAAAAGGUAAAAAGAUAAGUGAAAACAAAGCUUACAAUGAAAAUGUUCCAACAGGAAAAGUGAAGGACAAAGUUCUAAGAGCCAUCACUUUUGAAUCAGACGAUGAGGAAGAUAGUUAUCAUGAAGCAAGUAAAACCUCUGGAGAGGAGAGGAAUAAUUGUAAAGAACUAGAGAAUGACAAUGAAGAUGUUACUGAAGAUAUAUCAGUCUUGACAAAGAAAAAAAGUGCAUUGGUUGAAACUUACUGUCCAACUUAUGAGAAUGAAAAUGAAGCUGAGAAUGAUAGCUUUGAAAUAUAUUUAGAAAAAGUCAAAAGUCAAAUAAGAGAAGAAACACCAAAUAAGGGUACUGAAGAUAAAUAUGAGUCAGAUUUUAUUAAUGAUGACAGUGAUGAUAGCUAUAGUCUGCCCUCUCUAACUCCAAAAUCUGUUCAGUGUUCUCCUCAGUACAAGGCUGAUUACAUAAAUUGUGACAGCAUCUCAGAUGAGCUGAAAUCACAUAAAAAAGAAAAGCCUAAGAAAAUCACGACAAGUACAAGCAUUUCGUCUUGGCGUGAUUCUCCGGCUAUUCUCAUCUCAGAUUCAGAUUCAGAGGCAAAUGAAAUGUUUUCUGUAACUGAAGUUAAAAGAAAACCAGUCCAACGUAUUUUGCCCUUUGUCACUCCGGAUGUGAAAGGUUCCAGUAAGAUCAUGGCUAAAACUGAGGGAAACUUUAGACAGGUGCCAAGGAGGUAUGCAAUAAGUGGUAAUGUUACACCAACAUUAUCAUUUCUGGCAUCACUAUCUACAAAUGUUCCAGUUGGUAGAUGUCAUCCAGAAGCUGUCAUGUAUAUUAAGAAUUUUAGAAAGCAUCGGGAACAGUUAACAGAAAAAUUACACGUUUUUUAUAAUGCUCAUGUCUUUGAAAAUAAGCUGCCUCCUGUAAUGAGUAUUAAAUGGAAUGCAAGAAUGACCAAGACAGCUGGGUUUUGUUAUUAUCAAAUAGAUCGGUCUAAACCAAAUGGAAGAGGAGCCCGAAUUGAGCUUUCUACCAAGGUAAUUGAUGCUCCAGAGAGGUUACGAGACACACUUAUUCACGAGUUGUGCCAUGCUGCUGCUUGGAUUAUCUCAGGAUAUAAGGAUGGUCAUGGACCACUUUGGAAGGCAUGGGCAGCACAGGCAGUGCGCACAUUUCCAGAACUUCCUGCCAUCAAUAGAUGCCACUCUUACGAGAUCAGCUGCAAGUAUACAUACAGAUGCACUCGUUGCUUACACAGCAUUGGACGGCAUUCCAAGAGUCUUGACACACAGAAGAAAGUUUGCGGCUAUUGCCGUGGUAAAUUUGAACUAGUUGUGAACUCCCAGAAAGGGAUACAAAGCACUGGAAAUGGAAUUAGUAUUUCUGCUGGAGCCACCCCAAAAACUCCAAGAACUCCAGGAGCAUUUGCUAUAUUUGUGAAAGAAAAUUAUGGAACUGUCAAGAAAUCUGGAGGAAAUCUAAAGCAUGCAGAGGUGAUGAAGAUUUUGAGUACAAACUUUGGUAAGAUGAAGGCAAGUAGUAAUUUAUAAAAAAAAUAUUGAUUAGUUAUUAUUGGUAAAUGAAUGAAUUUAAAAAGAAUUUCAUUCUUCAUUGUGCAGCACCAUUUCAAAAUAUAAUUUUUGUCCAUAAACUUGUUUUCUUGAGAGAGCAUAGGCAUGGGUGAUUUAAGCUAUAUGAAGUUAUGAGAGUGCUGUUCUUAUUUUAAUAAAUUCAUGUGGAAAAUCAGAUUGAGAAAUUUCUCUUGGCUCAUUAUUAGCUAUUUCUACGGUUAUACUGUAGUAUGUUUAGAGUAUUUUGUUUAUCCAGGCUUGUCACCAGGGAUGGGAGAGAGGGUUACAGAGUAUGCUGUAGAUCAUAGUUUUCCAUUUAUUGUUUUUCACUGUUUUGCUUCCUGACAAUUUUGUGAUAGUUCAAACCAGGUAUUGUAUAUAAUACUGACAAGUUAAGGAUAAGACGCUUAUUUUAAUGAGGAAACGUUUCCAUUCUAUGAUUUUAAUCAAUCCUAGUGUUUGGCAGUGUCUUGUACUCAAUAUCCUGAAAAUGCCAUUUUGGAUUGUCUGUCACUUUUAUGGUAUUUAUACUGAACUUCCUAUUGUUAUUGUAAUGUAUAGCCCAAAGCAUUUUGUUGGAAGCUUUAAAUAACAUCUAACAUUUCUUCAGUGUCAUAAAAAAAAAAAAUAUUGCUCAUCAGACUUGUUCCACGUUUCCCAGUACUGGAUAAUUUUGCAGGAAAAUUUGGCUUAAUUUAAAGCCCCGAAGAAUUUUACUAAAGGCCAAUGUUCUGCAUUUUUGUGUAUUUUAAUUGAGGGAAGAACCCUGCCUCGGUGGGAGACGGCCGACUUGUUAAAAAAAAAAAAAAAAAAAAAAAACUAAUCCCAUGUGAAUGUGAGGCAAUCAGGUUUGAUCCAAGGAAAGGGAGAAGUCUUUAUCUUGAACCUAGAGUCCCUUAUCGGGAUUCAGGCACUUUCCUUAAGGGAACUGCAUUUUUUAUACUUAAUAUCAGUACAUCUACUUUCAUUUUUCCUUUUGGGCUACGCCGCCUCGGUGAAAUAUGGCUGGUGUGUUGAAAGGAGAAAGAAUAAAUCUCGUACGUAUUGCUUUUUUGGCCCUACCCUGCCUCAGUGGGAGACGGCCAAUAUGGAAAAAAGAAUCAUAAGAGAAUUUCUUAAAAUUUCAUACAAUAGUAUGUUUUUGGCUCCAUUACUCCUUAAUGUGAUGAAUUUAAAAAAGAAUUUAAUGACAGUUUUAACAUCAAAUUAAAAGUUUUUAUUUGAGAGGUAUUGUUGGUGAAUAUUCAAGAAUAUAAGUUUAUUUUACAGAAUUUUUCUUUAAAAAUGGUUGAAAUUUUUUAUGUAAAAUAUAGAUCUUGUAGUAUGGUAUGCAGUUUUUUUUUUUUUUUGGGGGGGGGUGAAGUUUAGAGUAGCAUCAAUGUAAAUUUUGAAUGAAAGAACUGCAGUACUAUUACAGUUGUUGAUCAUGCCACUGAGUUACAUAAAAAAUAAGUAAUAUUAUUUUUAAUAAAGAAAUACUUUAAAAUACAGGCAAAUACUUUACUGUACCUUUUUCUAAGUGUUUUUAACUAAAUGUGGUUUAUUCUUUGCAACCUUUCACAUUGUGUAUUAUAUUCACAAAAAAUGGUAAGCCUGUCAUACAGUACCAUUUAGCAGAGAGAUGUUGAGGUCAGGAAGGAAAUGUGAAGUGUGGGCUAAUGUAUUUACAGGAAAACCAGAAUUAUCUUAAGUCAGCUUCAGUUCCCCAGUUAAGAACAUAAGUAAGAAAGAACACUGCAACAGGCCUACUGGCCCAUGCGAGGCAGGUCCAAGUCUCCUACCGGCUUAAGCCAAUGCCCUGGCAUGGCAUGGCAUGAAAGAAUUGUUAGGUCAUUUUGACUAGCUACCAACUCUUAACAGUCCCAUUGAUCAGAGUAUUCCACCCUCUCUUUCACUGCUUUGAUGUGCUUAUUCUUACCUUCUCUGACAGUCCCACCUUUUCAUGCAGAGCCUGUGGAUUUUAAAAUUAAUAACUGGACUAAUUGUUAUACCCUGUUUUAUCUUCACCCCUUUUGUCUUUGCUGUUUCACCCAUUUGCCAUGUAGUACUGAAUGACGCAUUAAAAUUUAUUGCUUCUUCGACUGAGUAAUUUUACACCACCCUGGGCAUUUGGCAUACUCUGAUUACAUUUUUUCUACUUCACAUGCAAGUUCAUUAACAAUUAAGAUUUAGACAGGGAUGCAUGAUGUUGCCAUGGUUGUUUAACAUAUUUAUAGAUGAGGUUGUAAAAGAAGUGAAUUCUAGGGUGUUGGGAAGAGGUGUAAUACUGAAAGAUGUUGGAUCUGAUACAAAGUGGGAGUUAUCACAGCUGCUCUUAGUUGAUGACAGUUCUUUUGGGGGAUUUUGAACACAAGUUGCAAAGGGUAGUGAUAAAAUUUGGGAGAGUAUGUAAGAGAAGGAAAUCAAAAGUUUAAAUAGAAGAGAAGGUCAUGAGGAUAAAAUAAGUCUAAGCAAUGAUAGAUUCCAUGAGAGAUUGGAAGGAAGAAGUAUGGAGGAAGUGGGUGUAUUUGGGAGUGGACAUAUUAGCAGAUGGAUCUAUGAAAGAAGAGGUGAACUGUAGAAUAGAUGAGGAUAAAAAAUGUAGGUGAUGUGUUGAGGCAUCUUUGGAAAGAAAGAUGUUUAUCUAAUGAAGGCCAAAAAAUUAAUUUACCAGAGUAUAUUGGUACCAAGACUUUUAUAUGGAUGUGAGGCAUGGGCUUUGAAUGCUGCAGUGAGGUGGCACUAGGGGCAGUGAUGUCAUGUUUAAGAGCAAUGUGUACCUAAAGGAUGUUUCUGGGGUCAAUGCCCUUGUGGCCUGGUCCCAGACCAGGCCUCAUGGAGGAUCAAGGCCUGGUUGAUCAGGCUGUUACUGCUAGGCACACACAGUCCAACAUAUUAACCACAGCGUAGCUGAUCAGGCACUGAUUUAAGGAACUUUAGCUUCUUCUUGAAGACAGCCAGAGGUUUCCUGGUAAUUUUCAUUAUGGCACUCAUAGUUGUUAGUAUACUCAUCACACCUGCUUUUUAGCGAAGGUAUUUAACACCAUCUAUCAAGUUUCUCGUAAUACAAAGUGAUUUCUGUAUUGAGGUUUGGGACCAGUCCCUCCAGGAUCUUUGAGGCAUAAAUUAUUAUGCACCUUUCUUCCCUACAUUCUAAAGAAUAUUUCAAGAGCAUAGUGUCUCCAAUAGUUCAGAUGCUUGAUUUUGAGCAUAUACUAGCAUGAAAUUUUCUGUACCUUUUCCAGCUCGGCAAUCUUGCCCGCCUUGAAGAGGGUUUUUAGUAUACAGCCCUGUACUACCUUGGAGAGAAUAAGUAACUUGAAGAGUAUCAUCACUGGCUUAGCAUUUUGUCUUGAAAGUUAUAUUUAUACAUCCUAUAAUUUUCGUUGCAGUAGAAAUGUCAACCUUGUUGUAAUCUUCGAAUGUCAGAUCUACCGACAUCAUUACUCCCAGGCCUUACGCUGGGACUUUUGCUCUAUUGAACGAUCUGAGUUUGCCUUAUACUCAGUUAGUCUUUAUUUCCUCUGCUUUCAUGGCGGAACAACUAAAACUUGUCCUAGUAAAAUAUAUAUUAUAUUGUAUUCUGAAGCCCAUUUAAAGACUUGAUUAAUAUCUUCCUGAAGAUUUGCUGUGUUUUUGACAGAUGCCAGUCUCAGAGAUUCUGGUGUCAAUCAUUAUUAUUAUUAUUUUUUUUCUCAGCAAGUCGGCUGUCUCCCGCCGAGGCAGGGUGACCCAAAAAGAAAGAAAAUCCCCAAAAAGAAAAUACUUUCAUCAUCAUUCAACACUUUCACUUCACACAUAAUCAUUGCCUUUGCAGAGGUGCUCAGAUACAACAGUUUAGAAGUCCCUCCAAACUGUCAAUAUCCCAAACCCCUCCUUUAAAGUGCAGACAUUGUACUUCCCAUUUCUAGGACUCGAGUCCAGCUAACUGGUUUCCCUAAAUCCCUUCACUAAGUAUUACCCUGCUCACACUCCAGCAACUCGUUAGUUCUAAAAACCAUUUGUCUCCAUUCACUUCUAUCUAACACACUGGCUGGAAGUCCAAGCCCCUUGCCCACAAAACCUCGUUUACCCUCUCCAACCUUUUCGAGGACAACCCCUACCCAUCCUACCUUCCCCUACAGAUUUAUACGCUCUCCAAGCCAUUCUACAUGUACUUUGAUCCAUUCUGUUGAAAUGACCUGACCACCUCAACAACCCUUCUUCAGCCCUCUGACUAAUACUUUUAGUAACUCUGGUGGCCUGGUGGUUAACGCUCUCGCUUCACACGGUGAGGGCCUGGGUUCGAUUCCCAGCCAGAGUAGAAACAUUGGACGUGUUUCUUUCCACCUGUUGUCUAUGUUCCCCAUCAGUAAAAUGGGUACCUGGGUGUUAGUCGACUGGUGUGGGUCGCAUCCUGGGACACUGACCUAAGGAGGCCUGGUCACAGACCGGGCCGCGGGGGCGUUGACCCCUGGAACUCUCUCCAGAUAAACUCCAGAUAAACACCUCUUCCUAAUUUCCACACUCCGAAUUUUUUGCAUAAUAUUUGCACCACACAUUGCCCUUAAACAGGACAUCUCCACUGCCUCCAACUGCCUCAUCGCUGCAGCAUUUACAACCCAAGCUUCACACUCCUAUCUUAAAGAGUGUUGGUACCACUAUACUUUCAUACAUUCCCUUCUUUGCCUGUAUAGAUAACAUUUUUUCGUCUCCACAAAUAUCUUGACGCACCACUCGCCUUUUUUCCUUCAUCAGUUCUAUGGUUAACCUCAUCCUUCAUAAACCCAUCUGCUGACAAGUCAACUCCCAAAUAUCUGAAAACAUUCACUUCUUCCAUACUCCCUCUCUCCAAUGUGAUAUCUAAUUUUUCUUUAAAUCAUUUGAUACCCUCAUCACCUUACUCUUGUCUAUGUUCACUUUCAACUUUCUACCUUAUGUGCCCUCCCAAACUUAUCCACUAACCUUUGCAACUUUUCUUUACAUCUCCCAUAAGCACAGUAUCAUCAGCAAAAGUCAACUCUCAUUUUGUACUUGAUUCCCCAUAAUUUAAUCCCUUCCCUCUCCCCAACACUCUAACAUUUUCUUCUUUUACAACCCCAUCUAUAAAUAUAUUAAACAACCAUGGUGACAUUACACAUCCCUGUCUAAGACCUACUUUACCGGGAAGUAAUCUCCCUCUCUCCUACAUACCCUAACCUGAGCCUCACUAUCCUCAUAAAAACUCUUUACAGCAUUUAGUAACUUACUACCUAUUUCAUAUACUUGCAACAUCUGCCACAUUGCUCACCUAUCCACUCUAUCAUAUGAGUUUCUAAAUCCAUAAAUGCAAUGAAAACUUCCCUACCUUUAUCUAAAAACUGUUCAUAUAUAUGCUUCAAUGUAAACACUUGAUCUACACAUCCCCUACCCUCCCAAAAGCCUCCUUGCUCAUCUGCAAUCCUACUCUGUCUUACCUCUAAUUCUUUCAAUAAUAACUCUUCUGUACACUACCUGACCGUAUCCAACUGAGGCAGGGUGGCCCAAAAAGAAAAAACGAAAGUUUUUUUUUAAAUUUAGUAACUUGUACAGGAGAAGGGGUUACUAACCCUUGCUCCCGGCAUUUUAGCGGCCUCUUACAACACACAUGGCUUACGGAGGAAGAAUCCUGUUCCACUUCCCCAUGGAGAUAACAGGAAAUAAAGAAGAAGAAGAACUAGUAAGAAAAUAGAAAACCCAGAGGGGUGUGUAUCUUUCUUUCAGCACACCGGCCGUAUCCCACCGAGGGGGGGGUGGCUCAAAAGAAAAAAUGAAAGUUUCCCCUUUCAGAUUUAGUAAUAUAUACAGGAGAAGAGGUUACUAGCCCCUUGCUCCCGGCAUUUUAGUCGCCUCUUACAACACGCAUGGCUUACGGAGGAAGAAUUCUGUUCCACUUCCCCAUGGAGGUAAGAGGAAAUAAACAAGAACUAGAAAGAAAAAGAAGAAAAUCCAAAGGGGUGUGUAUAUACAUGUUUGUACAUAUAUGUGUAGUGUGACCUAAGUGUAAGAAGUAGCAAGAUGGACACCAGCAAUCCUACCAUCAUGUAAAACAAUUACAGGCUUUCAUUUUACUCACUUGGCAGGACGGUAGUACCUCCCUGGGCGGUUGCUGUCUACUAACCUACUACCUAACUCAGUAAACUUAUUCCCCUAUAAUUUUUACAAUUUCUUUUGUCCCCCUUCCCUUUAUAUAAAGGAACUAUACAUGCUCUCUGCCAAUCCCUAGGUACCUUCCCCUCUUUCAUACAUUUAUUAAACAAGAAUACCAACUGCUCC